GCUGCGCUAGCAUACAUUUGGCUAUCGUAGCAUUGGGCUGCCCUCUUUUGUUGAUAUCAACUAGGGGAGACAAACAAUUGUUGCAAGUGAGCUUCUAAAUCACCAGCGGCACCUAUAAUUCAUAGUACAAACCCCAAGAAUGGACGUUGAAAUGGAGCAAGCUGAUCAGGCAAAUUUAGCGCAACAGGAAGCAACGCCGGCUCCAGAUUCUGCCCCGCCGGCGCCCCCAAACCCUGACGUGGAAGCCUUCAACCAGCGAUGGCAAACAGUACAAGCAGACCCGCAGGACUUCACAACAUGGACCUCACUCCUCACAAUCGCGGAGCGUCUGGAUGACAUAGAAAAAAUCCGAACAGCGUACGACGCUUUCCUCGCCGAGUAUCCCCUUUGCUACGGGUAUUGGAAGAAGUAUGCGGACGCGGAGGCUCGCCACCAGAAUGUGGACAUGGCUACCCAUGUGUACGAGCGCGGCGUAGCGGCGACGCCGUACAGCGCUGACCUGUGGGGUCACUACGCCGCCUUCAAAAAGGCGCAACCGGAGUCCACCCCAGAUGAUGUGCGCAGCAUCUUCGACCGCGCGCUGGCCUACGUGGCCACCGACUACAGCAGCCACACGCUGUGGGACAAGGUGUUUGCGCUGGAGCAGGAGGCCGGCAGCAGUCUGCAGCUGGCGGCGCUGUACGGCAGGGUGCUGGGCUGCCCCAUCCGGGAGCUGGACAGAUACUACACCAGCUUCAAGAACUUUGUGCACCCGCUGGCGGCUGCUCAGCUCAUUUCCCACAGCGAGUACGACAGCAUCCGUGCCCGGCUGGAGGGGGAGCGGGCGGCGGAGGCGGCAAAGGCGGCGGAGGCGGCGAGGGUGAAGGCGGAGGCGGACGCCAAGGCAGCCGCGGAGGCGAAGGCAGCAGCGGAGGCGAAGGCGGCGGAGGCGGCUCAAUCAGCGGCGGCGGAGGGGGAGGGCGCGGAGGAGGUGAAGAAGGAGCCAUCCUCAACGGCGGAGGUGGAGGCGGCGGAGGGAGCAACGGCGGAGGCGGAGGUGAAGCCGGAGGCUGAUGCGACAGCGGAGGAGGAAGCAGCGCCGGGGACCGAUGCCGCCGCCGCUGCAACAGCAGCACCAGCAGCGGCGGAGGCGGAGUGGGCUACCGGCGGAGAUGGCGACCAAGCCAUGGCUGAUGUCAAGCCCGAGCCUGAUGCCGCCCCCUCCUCCGACCCCUCCUCCGCACCCGCUGCUGACGGGACAACGGAGGUCAAGCCUGACCCAGAAGCCAAGCCUGACACCGAUGCCGCAGCCACCACCGAUACCACCGCCACCACCGCGGAAGCCGAAGCCACCACCCCGGCAGCGGCUCCGGAGCCCGCCAAACCCGAACCCAUCGUGGUGACGGACGAGGAGAUCAAGACGGUGUGGGUACGGCAGCAGGACGAGACGUACGAGCGCACCAAGCAGGAGCUCCUGCGCCGCAAGCCCUUCGAGGACGCGGCUCGGCGGCCGUACUUCCACAUCAAGCCGCUGGACGGUGUGCAGCUGUUCAACUGGAUCCGCUACCUGGACUAUGUGGAGGGGCGCGGGGAGCACGCGGCGACGGUGACGGUGUUCGAGCGCUGCCUGGUGGCCUGCGCCAACUACCCAGGCGGCAGCUGACGGCCCCCCUGCGGCCCCGGCUUGACAACCAGGCAGGCAGGCAGGCGGGCUGGCAGGCCUCGCUGACACGCCCUCUUACUCUUACAACUCAUGCGGUAUGCACUGCUCUGCAAAGGGUGCUGUAGAGGGUGCCUUGCUGCUGCCGCCUCUCCCUUGCUCCGGGCAUGCCCCACCGUUCACAAUGCAUUCCCCUUCCCCUCCUCUUUGGUCCGGUCGGCAGCGAUACCACCUCGUCACACAUAACAGCAGCAGCAGCAGCACCGGGCCCGUCGUAAGCCCUUCUCCCCGCUGCUCCCUCUCCCACCCCCGGGUAUGUGUGCUGCCCUUGCCAGUGCUCCCCCCAGGUGAGGCCCCGGGGUGAGGUGCCCUCUGCUGCCACAGCCGCUCCCAGCCCCCCUCUUUCGCCACCUACUCCUCACCGCUCCCUUCCACAGCCAUACCCACCUUUUCCCUCCUCCCUGCCCCCCUCCCUUCCCCUCCCAAUUCCCCGCCCCUCCAAACCCUGCCCCCCCCCAAACAGAGUUCUGGCAGCGCUACAUCCGCUACCUGGACCGCUCCGGCGACCAGUCCGCCGCCCGCGCAGCGCUGGACCGCGCGCUGCUGGGCUUCUGCAAGCGGCGGCCUGAGAUGCACCUCUUCGCGGCGCACUUUGCGGAGGCGCGCGGGGCGGUGGAGGAGGCGCGCGGGCGGUACAAGCAGCUGCUGAACUGCGUGGCGCCGCGGCUGCUGGAGGCGGUCACUGCGGCGGCAAACUUUGAGCGGCGGCAGGGCAACCUGUCUGCCGCGUGCGCCUACCUUGCCGAGCUGAUGAGCGAGGAGCGGUCCAAGGAGGGCAGCCGCAUCUACCCCUUCCUGGCCAUCCACUACGCGCACUUCAUGCGGCAGCACACCGGGGACCUGGCGGCGGCGAGGAAGGUGUUGGACGACGCACUGGCGCAGUGCCCCGGCGUACGGAGCCUCUGGGAGGCCGCCGUACACUUUGAGGAGCUGGUGGGCGGGCCCGAUGCUGUCGUACGGGCACUCGACCUGUACGACAAAUGUACUGCCUCCCCGGCGGAGGGCUCCGCGGCCGCAACCGCCGCCGGCAGGUGCCUACCCGAGCGCGACCGGGAGGAGCUCUCAGCCCGGGCGGUUGAUUUCGCCGACAUGUACGGCACGUACGAGCAGCUCAAGGCGGUUUCGGAGCGCCAUGCGCAGCGCUUCAUGCUGCCCACCACCGUGACUGCGGAGGCGCGGGCGGCGGCGACUGCGAAGCGCGUGGCGGAGGCGUCUGCUGCGGGCAGCGGCGGCGGCGCGGCGCACAAGGUGCCGCGUCCCGAUGUAGCGGCAACGAGUGCACCUGCCGCCGCGGCAGCGGCGGCGGCGGCGGCGGUGCCGCCUCCGCCGCCCAUGAUGCCCUCAGCGGCGGCAGCUGGGUACGGGUACCCGCCGGCGCCGCCGGCAGCGGCCGCUGCUGCUGCUGCGGCGGCGUAUUCCCAGUAUUACGGCUACGGGCAGUACCCGGCGGCAGCUCAGUACCCGGGUUACGGAGCCUACCCUGGGUACGGCUACUGAGCGAGUACGGCAGCUGUGAAUAGGUUUGAUGGCGUGUGGACGGUUUCGGGAUCCGGAGAUGUGUGGGGCAACGUGGGGCGCUCACUGCGAGUUUCGCUGCGAGAGGUUGGCCGCGAGGGGGCGAGGUUGCGAGGGGUGAGGAGUACCGGUAGGAAGAAGGCUAAAGGGUCGCUGGCGGCGGUGGAAUGUUGUUGACGUACGGUAGCGACCCAGAUGGACGAGGCGAAUGGGCUGCGGGCUGUCCCUGGUUGAAUAGGGAAGGAGAGCCUUGGAGGAAGUCGGGGUACACGUUAAGACAUGUCUAAUCUGCAGUACGGUCAGCAGCAAGGCUUUUGCUGGCUCUGGCUCACUGGCUUUGGAAGAAUUUAGCCGGAGGUAGUUCUGGCUGUACUGCUCGUCCAUCGGGCCCAUCUGUAGUCGCACAGGCUUUCGGCGGACCGAAAUGCAGCCGAAGAGCCGAUACACUCAACAGCCCUUCCCAGCAUAACAAACUGUUAAAACAGCCAUCGAUUGGUUCAGAGAUUCUCAGACCUAGGAACUGUUGCAAUGGAGACGUCGGUGCCCAAAUCAUCAUCAAGGACGAACUCGAGGGUUUUUUGCUUUCGAACUGUUGGAGAAGACUUGCUCGCUUUGCUCGAGGAUCAAGCUGACAUUACCUACGACAUCAUCCUCAAGGCGGAAGGCGGACGUCAGUUUCCAGCCCAUCGCUGCAUCUUGAUUGCUCGAAGCCCAUACCUGAAGAGCAAGCUCAGCUGCAGACCUCUCGAUGAUUUUAUUCACGUGGAGGAGCUGCCUGGUGCGGACCCCGACGCUCUGGCCCUGCUAAUGCGCUUCAUCUAUGGUGGCGUGCUAGAUACCUGGAAUCGACCUGUACUGAGGCCAGCAAUACAGCUGGCAAGUCUAUUGUCGCUGCCUGAUGCAGUUGCCACGCUGGAGCAACGCCUCUUGCUAACGGUGGAUAAGCAGACAAUAGUGCAGGACUUGUUAUGGGCAGAUCGGCACAGCUUUAAGAACAUAUCCGCUGCACUCCGGACGGCCUAUGUUAAGCAUUACGCGCGAGUCAUUGACCUUGAGGCCAUCGUGGUGCUCGCGGAGGCGAACCCGCAGUUGAUGGCACGCCUGCAUAUGGCGGUGCUGGACUCGCUGUACACGGUGCCAAGCUUUGCGCCCCAGGCACGAACCUCUAGGACUCGUCAUACGCUAUGGGCCUUCAGAGCAGCAACCGCCAAAGGCCGCGGCGAUGCCACACCCGCGCCCUCUUCCACGGACGGGUUCGCCUCUGCGCAAACGCCAUCUACAUUUGGGCUGUUUGGAUCCGAAGCAUUCAGCUUCCGGUUUGGAGCAGGGUCCUCUCCAUCAGCAGGUUCUGGCGCCUCUGUAACCUCUACAUCGACAGGCACAGCAAUCAACACCUUCGCCACAAGAGGAACUGAAACUGCCUCGGCUCGGCCUGUUGCCGGGACCUCACCCGCCCCGGCCGCAGCUCCCCUCACCACCGCACCCGCCCCGGCCGCAGCUCCCCUCACCCCCUCACCCGCCCCGACCGCAGCUCCCCUCACCCCCUCACCCGCCCCGACCGCAGCUCCCCUCACCCCCUCACCCGCCCCGACCGCAGCUCCCCUCACCCCCUCACCCGCCCCGGCCGCAGCUCCCCUCACCCCCUCACCCGCCCCGACCGCAGCUCCCCUCACCACCGCACCCGCCCCGGCCACAGCUCCCCUCACCCCCUCACCCGCCCCGACCGCAGCUCCCCUCACCACCUCACCCGCCCCGGCCGCAGCUCCCCUCACCACCUCACCCGCCCCGGCCGCAGCUCCCCUCACCACCUCACCCGCCCCGGCCGCAGCUCCCCUCACCACCUCACCCGCCCCGGCCGCAGCUCCCCUCACCACCUCACCCGCCCCGGCCGCAGCUCCCCUCACCACCUCACCCGCCCCGGCCGCAGCUCCCCUCACCACCUCACCCGCCCCGGCCGCAGCUCCCCUCACCACCUCACCCGCCCCGGCCGCAGCUCCCCUCACCACCUCACCCGCCCCGACCGCAGCUCCCCUCACCACCUCACCCGCCCCGACCGCAGCUCCCCUCACCCCCUCACCCGCCCCGGCCGCAGCUCCCCUCACCACCUCACCCGCCCCACCUCAACCGGCUCUUGCAGGGCAGACACCCGGACCCCGGAUAGCUCUGGUCUUCCAGAGCCCCGCUCCAUCGCCCGCGCCUCAGAGCCGGCAGGCUCCCCUCCAGGAGGAGCGCGCAGCGGGCCUCGAGGCCGGAGCCGCGGAGAAGGCGACUACCAGCUCCCUUCCGCUGAGUCCGAUCGCCAUGUCGCCUGUUCCGCUAGCUGCCGCUCGCACUGCCGGUGAACCCACUACGAGCGCCGCAGCAGCCCCUGUGCUGUCGUUCGUCUCCGCUCUGGCGAAGGACGCCUUCAAGCCCAGCGCGCCAGCGGCGGAGACGGCAGCGGCGGCUGCUGGAACCAGCACCUGUGCGUCUGCGCCUGAGGGCAGCAGCGAGGUGCCAGCGUUUAGCUUUACGGCCCCGGACGCGCCGCUGGAUGGGCGCCUACGCCACGUGAAUGAGGUGGUGGGCGCUGCAGCGAGCGGCAGUGCUGCCAUCCAGCCGCCUGUGUUCAAGUUCCAGGAGUCGACGGUGUCGCUGACGCCGCCUGCAGCGUCGGACGCGGCCCCCAGCCAACCGCCCUCUCAAUUCGCGGAGGAGGUUGCUAAGGCGGCGACGGUGCCCUUCCCUGACGACGAUGACGAGGAGGAGGCUGCGGCUGCCGGCCCUGGGACGUCGCAGCCGUCUGCGGUCGCUCCUGCGGCGGACGCCCGACCACCUGCCCAGGCCGAGGCGCGUGCGCAGGUGCAGCCGUCCAAACCUGUUGUCCCUGCAGGCUCCAAGCGGGUGAACUUCUCAGAUCAACUGGAGACACCGCCGCAGGAGAAGCAACAGCAGCAGCCGGAGAAGGCGGCGGAUGGGUUAGCCAAGGCGGCGGCAGCAGUGCCUGCGUCGACGCCUUCCCCUACACCCGGCGGCGGCUUCUUCUUCAACGCCCACGCAGGCAGUACGCCCUUCCGGCCUGCAGGCGGAGAGGUACCCCCUGCUGAGACGCCGGCACCCGCCAAGGACAAGGCGGAUGAUGCUCGGCCGGCGGCGACCUCCAUCUUCUCUUUCGGUGCGCCGGCAAGCACGCCCGCACCGGCAGAGGCCGCAGCUGAGAAGGCAAAGCCCUUUGGUGUCGUGACGUUCGGGUCAGACAAGCCCGCCAGCCUUUUCAGCUUUGGAGGGCAGCCUGCCGCAGCUCCCGCUGGCGCUGCGGCGGCCGACAAGCCUGCUGCGGCAGCGGAACAGCAGCCCGCCACAGCUAGCGGCUUCACCUUUUCGCUGGGCCUAGGCCACCCCAGGGAUGGGUGCAUUCGUAUGAAGGCGCGGCGCCAUGGGGGCCACUGAGGAGAGAGCUGCAGGAGUUGCGGGGGAGAUGACGGAGCAGGAGUGAGGGUCUACAGGGCGCGGCAGCGCCUUCGGGCGUAUCAUCGGUCCCAGCUCCAAGCUCCGUAACCGCGAUACCGACAGCGGGGCCUAGCAGCUCCGAAUCGGCCUCAGCUUCAGCAGCGGGACCUGCCGUACAAGUGGUGACCGCAGAGGCGACUUCUGAGCAAGCACAGCGCCCAGCAACCGACGAGGUGUCUGCCUCUGCCGCUCCUCCGUCUGUCGCUAGCGCUACUGCUGCCGCUCCUGCUGCUGCUCCAGGUGCUGUCGAGGGCGAACCUAUUACGGCCGAGCCGAGUACGGCAGCGCCCCCAGCUGACGAUGCCCCGGCAGCUGCAGCACCAGCAGCCCCGUACGGAUUGCGCUCGUGGGCUGCGCUUGCCGCUAAGGCCACGGUCACAGCGUUGCCAAAGCCGCAGACACGGACAGGCCCAGGCAGCCGAGGCCGCGGCCGGGUACACCUCCAACAACAACAACAGCGAGCUGGCGGCGGCGGCGGACGCCAAGGCCGCCAUGGCACCGCGUCAUCAUCAACCGGCGCCGCGGCGUCGCAUCAACAUUCGAUGCCCAUCGGCGCUGCCUCCGUCGACAGGGACUGCUUGGGUACCACACCGCGCCCGUCAUUACCACUGCUACUGCUGCUGCAGCCGCUCGCAUGCAAUCCCAACCGCCACCGCAAGCGGCCCCCCAUGUGCAGACCUAAACACAUGCCCGGCAUGCGGAGGAGCCAGGCAGCACGGGUGGCUUCAGCCCUGCGCCCUCGCCCACGCACGCAGGCCAGGAGGCGGCCGCCGCCGCCGCCGCCGCCGCCGCUGCCGCCGCCGCUGCUGCGCCAAGCCGCCCUGGCAAGGGUCAGUGGACGGCUGCCUCUUCAGUUACGGCACCACCUGCCGCAGCGGCCGCUGCCCCUCAUGCCGACGCUGCCGCGACCGCAUCUCCGCAGCAGCAGCCUCCUCCCGGUGCUGUGGGGCCUCUGCCCAGGGCGGUCCCAACGCCCCCGGACUAGCCAGUGGUAGCGGAACCGGAAGCCCCGAGGCUACCUGAGCCGGCGGCUGAGGUCCCUAGUGUCGUGCUUGAAGCGGCGGCGGCUGUGCCCGCGGUGCAGUCGCCAGCACCGCUGCUGGAGCUACCAGCGGCGGAAGCCCCGGCGACGGCAGCGGCGGCGGAACCCGCGGCUGCCGUACCCACUUGCAUUUCCGCUGCCGUACCCGGCGACAGCAACACAAGCGCUGUGGAGCAGCAGCCGGUUGUGGCGGCCAGCGAGGCCCCGGCGGCUGCUGACUUGGAGAAGGACCAAGUAGAGAAGGAGGAGGACGAGGAGGAGCAGGCCACUGAGGCUGCCAUCCCUGUUGGUAAGAACCCAUGGGACCUUCUGGAAGCUGCUGGUGAGGAUGGCGAUCAACACCUUCACCACAACAGGAACUGGAACUGCCUCGGCUCGGCCUGUUGCCGGCACCUCACCCGCCCCUGCCACAGCUGCCUCCGCCACCACUACCGUCCCUGCCGCAGCUCCCCUCACCACCUCAACUGCCCUUGCCGCAGCUUCCUCGGUUGCCUCGACUGCCACAUUCCUCUCCGCCGCAUUCCUGCUUCGCCUCGAGAUGACAGCGCUGCCGCCUUGGCCGCAGCCGUCUUUGGAAGCCCCUGCACCCCAGUCCGCGUCACGUCCACCCCCAUUGCGGUAAUCGGCAGCGCGUCAACGAACGACUAAGUGCAAUGUAGUCAACAGUGGUAUGUGAUUCAUGGCAAAUACGGCCGCACAUGGUAUGCGGCAUAGGCGCAUAAGAAUGAACCGGCUGGGCGGGUCAGUUCGUAGGCUGUCUUGUCCUGUUCUGUUGUAGGUCGUUUGCAUGCUCAUGCUUUACACUAUUCAUCCGGGCAGCCUUGUCCUGGUGCCUGUAGUAGUCGGCGUCUGUAUAUGUCUUAGGCAAAUGUGCAUGUGUUGGCCGUGAGCCGAAUGUGCAUGUGUACUACCGCAUGCAGGAGGUGCAGCAGCCUAGGUAGGGCGGAUCAUCGAAGAUGGAUACCGUUAAGAGGGCAUGUACCGUGGGUAACGGGGGUGUUGUGCUUUUCCGUUGACCUAUCCGCUCAGGAAUGGGCCAGGAAUGGUUAAGGACGACCGUGUAGGCGAUUCCAUAUGUAUCCAAACUAGGAAGGGGUAGAUUUACUCGUGCACAAAAAGACGUCCCGCACAUUAGCAGGGCUCCUGACACGACUCCCUCCGGAGAGCACAUUGCCCUCGGGGCCAUGUAGGCGUGUAUACUUUACAUAAGCGGUAGGCGGGUUACAUGUUUCUGUAAGUAUCGCGAGGAUGGCAAAGUAUGUGUUGCUAGGUAUGGCACGCUGGCGUUAGCGCUCGGUUUAAGCUGCUGGGGUGACGUGUAUUACAGGUGUAUUAACUGGCCGCGAGGCGGAACGUACUAUGAUUGCGUCGGCAAAUGUUUUUCUCAUUGUUUGAUGGGUCUUGUGAUGUUAAGCCUAAGUGGCACAAUACAAUGAAGGAUCCACCUGCUUACAUGUUUUCAAUGCUGAGUUGGGGUGUAGCAAGUUACUCGGCCCUUUUGUUGUUGGGUUGGAUUGCAAAAACCAUGGACUGGUUUAUGUGGAUAGUUAGUUUUGUACAGGGUAGGAGGAUGGCUACAGAACCAGUCAUCAGAUGUGCAAAGUGUUUUCGUUCGCUGCUUGACAUGCUGUCAGUCGUGUACACUACAUACCGGCACAUACAGCCGCGGCGCCGUAACAUAUACGUACGUAUGGGGCACAGGAAUUUUAGCAUUUCGCCAAUAUAGCAGAACCGAGCUCCCUCAGCAUUUGUGCACGCGG
This is a messenger RNA of Astrephomene gubernaculifera, 9505 nucleotides long. Lineage: Eukaryota; Viridiplantae; Chlorophyta; Chlorophyceae; Chlamydomonadales; Astrephomenaceae. The record is from the annotation of a GenBank genome assembly.